CAGUGAAAGUUUCCUCCAGCUCAGGGUGAUGCUGAGGUGAUGCAACCAGGAGAGGGGGCAGAGGAUCACAGGGCUGCUGCCAGCGGAGGAGCCGACAUCCGAAACCGAUGCUGCCCGUGAAGCUGUGGGAAUAGAAAACUGCUCGUGGCCACACAUGGACCCCCGUUGGGUUUUCUAUCUGUCCGACAUCUAUGGAGAGUUAGUCAAAUUUGAGGUUGGGCUGUAAAUGUGUCGGCAUCAAAAAGCUCAGCAUGAAGAAGUCGGCCCGGCCAUCGGCAAGUAAGGUCAACGGAGGCAAGUCCGAGACUGCUGGCACCGGAAAGUCUGCGCCCAAAAGCCUCCCCUCCGGCCCACUGCCCAAGGUAAAAAGUAACGAUGACCUGUUAGCUGCUGUGGCUGGAGGAACCGCUGCAUCAAACAGCUCUGUCACUAAAACCAAGAAGACUGCCUCUGUUGGAACGACUGCAAGCAGUUUGGACAGCAAGCCAAAGUCAACGUCAGGUGCUUUAUCCAAGCGUACAACAUCAACCACUUCCAAGGAGCCCAGCUCACAGAGAGACCGUCUCCGGACCUCCAGGACGUCAUCUGCUAAAAAGCAGCUGGUGUCAGGGACGGCAGCGGGAGAUGUGGCCUCAGGGAAGCGCUCCCGGAACCAGAUCCUGCAAGAGUCAGACGGCCGCAUGAGCAAGUCCAAAUCAGAUAGCCAGAUUAGUGAUAAGGUCGUUCUAGAAGCCAAAGUGAAAGAUCUGCUGAGUUUGGCCAAAAGCAAAGAUGUAGAGAUCCUGCACCUCCGCAGUGAGCUGAGAGACAUGAGGGCCCAGCUCGGCCUGGGGGGGAAGGAAGCGUCGCCGCAGGAAGAAGCCGGGGAGGAAGAGAAGCCCCAGGUUUCUGCCAUCACUGCAGCCGACGUGGAGUCCACUCUGAUUCUCCUGCAGGAGCAGAACCGGGCCAUCCGAGAGGAGCUGAACCUGCUCAAGAGCGAGAACCGCAUGCUGAAAGACCGCCUCAACGCUCUGGGCUUCUCUCUGGAGCAGAGGCUCGACGGCUCCGACAAGCUCUUCAACUACCUCUCCCUGAGCCCCGACCUGGCGGUGGGGGGGACGCCGAGCGACCCUGGCUGCACGGGUACGCUGACCUCAUCGGUGGAGGGCUCCGCCCCGGGCUCGCUGGAGGAUCUGCUCGCAGGGCAUCAGCAUGGAGGCUCGGCUGACAACCUGGACAGUGAAUCCAGUGAGGUCUACCAAGCCGUGACUUCCAGCGACGACGCUCUAGACGCCCCCUCUGGAGCCUCCUCCUCGUCCGAGUCCGAGUGUGCUCCGAGCACCGAGCGCUCCCGAAGGGGCAGCAGUGGCAAUGCCAGCGAGGUGUCUGUGGCCUGUCUGACGGAGCGCAUCCACCAGAUGGAGGAGAACCAGCACAGCACCGCCGAGGAACUUCAAGCCACCCUACAAGAGCUAGCUGACCUGCAGCAAAUCACCCAGGAGCUCAACGGCGAGAACGAGCGUCUUGGGGAGGAGAAGGUCAUCCUGAUGGACUCCCUGUGCCAGCAGAGUGACAAGCUGGAGCUGUACGGCCGCCAGAUCGAAUACCUUCGCUCGCUGCUGGACGAGCACCACAUUCCCUACGUGCUUGAGGAGGACAUCAAGAGCGGUCGCUACUUGGAGCUCGAGCAACGCUAUGGAGACCUAGCAGAGAAUGCCCGUUUUGACAGAGAGCAGCUCCUGGGAGUGCAACAACAUUUGUCCAACACACUAAAGAUGGCAGAGCAGGACAACGCCGAAGCCCAGGAGAUGAUUGGAGCGCUGAAGGAGAGAAACCACCAGAUGGAGCGCAUCAUGGAUUCAGAGAGGCAGGAUCGAGUCGCCAUGGCGGCCGCGCUGGACGAGUACAAAGCAGCGGUGAGCAACGAGCAGGCCGAGCUGAACCGCUGCAGAGCCCAGCUGGAGCAGGAGAGGCAGAGGGUGGCCGAACUGUACUCGCUGCACACCGCCGGCGACAAGAACGACAUCUGCCAGCUGCUGGAGGGAGUACGGCUGGGCAAGGAGGAGGCCGAGGCCAAAGCUGCCAAGAUGGAGGCGGAGCUAGAACAAGCACACAUGGAACUCAAUCGACUGCAGGAGACCUUCAGCAAGCUGGACCGAGAAUACAGAGACUUUCAGCAGCAGGUGCAGCAGCAGAUGGCGGAGCAGGAGCGAGCGCUGGAGAAGCAGCGCGUGGAGCUGCAGGGGAAAGAGACGGAGAUCGCAGACAUGAAGGAAACCAUCUUUGAGCUGGAAGACGAGGUGGAACAGCACCGAGCCCUGAAACUCCACGACAACCUCAUCAUCUCAGACCUGGAGAACUCUGUGAAGAAGCUGCAGGAUCAGAAGCAUGACAUGGAGAGAGAAAUUAAGAUUCUUCAUCGUAGACUGAGGGAGGAGUCCAUGGAGUGGCGUCAGUUCCAAGCGGAUCUGCAAACAGCUGUGGUCAUAGCUAAUGACAUCAAAUCGGAAGCACAGGAAGAGAUAGGAGACCUGCGGCGCCGACUGCAGGAAGCACAAGAGAAGAACGAGAAAUUGGGCAAGGAGCUGGAAGAGAUUAAGAGCCGCAAGCAGGAAGAGGAGCGAGGCAGAGUGUACAACUACAUGAAUGCAGUGGAGAGGGACCUGGCAGCCCUCAGGCAGGGGAUGGGCCUGAGCCGACGCUCCUCCACCUCCUCAGAGCCCUCCCCUACAGUGAAAACACUCAUCAAGAGCUUCGAUAGUGCCUCACAAGGUACCGCAGAGAUGUCAGAGCGGUCUCUCCACAAUCAGAGUCCACCCUCCAGUCCAGCUGCUGCAGCUCCAACAGCCUCCGCGCCCCCGUUACCACGCACCCCCCUCAGCCCCAGUCCUAUGAAGACUCCCCCAGCUGCAGCUGUCUCCCCCAUACAGAGACAUUCCAUCCCUGGAUCCAUGUCAGCCGCCAAACCUCUCUCAUCCUUAAGCGACAAGAGACCCAGCUACACGGACAUCUCCAUGCCAGCCGACCACCUCCUCAGGGGAAGCUCGGCGAGCCGACCCCCGCCCGUCCUCCAGAGGGUUUCCAACAUGGACUCCACCAAGACCAUUUCAGUGACACGUAGAAGCAGCGAGGAGAUGAAGAGGGAGAUGUCAGCUCCUGAUGGAGCCCCUUCAUCCAGCCUUCUUCACCAAGCAAUGAGUGCCGCCUCCUCCCCACUGUCCCUGUCCUCCUCCCCCACCGCCUCCAUCACCCCGACAACCCGCAGCCGCCUCAGAGAAGAGAGAAAGGACCCGCUGGCAGCGCUGGCCAGAGAGUACGGAGGCUCCAAGAGGAACGCGUUGCUGAAGUGGUGCCAAAAGAAGACUGAGGGGUAUCAGAACAUUGAUAUCACAAACUUCAGCAGCAGCUGGAAUGAUGGAUUGGCCUUCUGCGCUCUGCUCCACACUUAUCUGCCGGCACACAUCCCCUACCAGGAGCUCACAGGACAAGAUAAGAGGAGAAACUUCACACUAGCCUUCCAGGCUGCAGAGAGUGUGGGCAUCAAAUGCACUUUGGACAUCAACGACAUGGUUCACACCGAGCGGCCGGACUGGCAGAGCGUCAUGACGUACGUCACAGCCAUCUACAAAUACUUCGAGACCUGACUUCCCCGCCGCAGCUGAAGAAAGCCCCACCAACUAUGAUACCUCACCGUCGCUCGCUGGCUGCACGCACCUCCACGUUCCACUGCAGCAGACCUGAACCUCACUGCACACCAUGUCGGACGUUCCACUAAAAGCCAUGAGGAGGGACUCUAUGAAGGGCUGCUACUACAGUGGAUCAGUCCCAUCAGUUUACGCCUUAAGGAGCCACACUGGACAGAUCUGUGCCUUCUGAUUGGCUUCCAAGUUUUCACUCUGUUGAAGAGAACUCAUUCAGUCUGAUUAUUUGCUGCUUUUCUUUUUGUUAUUCUAAAUAUGACUGUGUUACACUACAGCAAACCAAAGCUGAUGAAGGUCUCUGGAUCCGCUUCAGACAGACGCAGCCUUUUUUUAUUCCCCGACAAAACCUUCUGAUCCAAAAGUCUGUCUUUAGAGCAUAAAGUGCCUGUGAGUCUAGAUGCAGGAGACCAGGUGGAGAAGCUAACAGCACCCGCAAGUUGCCAAACAUUUGACAAAAGCUUUGCUUUUCAAGCACAAUAUCUCAUAGAAGACUUUUGUUACUUCCAGUGAACGAGGGAUUUUUUUACACUUUAGGAUGGAACUCUAUAAGCUUAUUAAAUGCAUUGUAAUCACUUCAUCAGAACCAUUGUUGGGUCAAGAAAAAUACCACCACAAGUAGUUUAAAGUUUGGCUUUGACAUUUGGGGGAAUGCGUUGAUCCUCUUAGCCGGAACACAACCUCUUUGUUUGCAUGUGAGGAGGGAGAUGAAAACGAGGGAGAAAAGGAAAAAAAAUCUUCAUUCCGGCCCCUCGAAUGAUUCACAACAUCCUAUCUCAUGGAUGGGAGUGUUUGUCUUGGCUGGAAGCAACAUCUUCAUGGAGGCUCUUUGUUUUUGCACGGAUCAAACGACACUCAUUAGUGGCUUAUUUAUUUAACUCUUCUUCAUUCGAGUGUCUCCAUCACCUGCUCCACCAUUUAGACGUCGGCCCCUCGUCUUUCACAUUUAGACUGGAGAUAGUGUGGUUCUCAUCGUACCGGUGCCUCAGUACGCUCACACGUAUCUGUAUUUAUUUGCUACAAGGUCACUGCUUUAUUGUCGGAUGAAUUUAUUGCACACAGUAAGUAAGUAGCUGCACUGAGAUAAGCUGUUCGGAUCGCACGCUAACUUCUUCUCGCCUUAAGAGCUGGGGUUGCUGUUGGAGAUGUGACGCAGCCAGAUCAUAAUGUGUCUACGUACAAUCAGCUCGAGCUUAGAAACUGCGCUGUAGUGAUUGUUGAUUAUUUUUUGUGCUUAUGUGGAGCCACAAGAAACCAUAUCAGGAGAGGUUUCCACUUCAUGUCCCCAACGGACAAAGCUUAGCUGAAGCCCUCGUCAUGUACAGCUUUACAUCAGAAAUGUGAACACUUAUUUUAAGUAUAUAAACUUGAAAGUAUUCCAAACUCCACUGAAUUGCUUCAGCUUUUGCCCUUUUUUUUGAUUGCAGACUAAUAAUCCUGUUAUUUUUUUAACUUGUUCAACCACACUACAUGACUGAACUGUGUGUGAAGGCACUGAGCCUCAGUAUUACCGCCAUGAUAAUCAGCCGUUUGAUGCUUUUAUGGUCUUCAGUAAAGUGUUAUAAAGCCA
Molecule: messenger RNA, 5250 nt
Organism: Oryzias melastigma (Indian medaka)
Lineage: Eukaryota; Metazoa; Chordata; Actinopteri; Beloniformes; Adrianichthyidae
Gene: specc1la
Product: sperm antigen with calponin homology and coiled-coil domains 1-like a
Exons: 16
Coding region: 252-3626 (1124 amino acids)
Biological process (GO): actin cytoskeleton organization
Cellular component (GO): filamentous actin; microtubule organizing center
Molecular function (GO): protein binding
Source: RefSeq, a predicted model, not a curated record